This is a messenger RNA of Alligator sinensis (Chinese alligator), 4774 nucleotides long. Its product is annotated as epithelial discoidin domain-containing receptor 1-like. Gene Ontology annotation, molecular function: protein tyrosine kinase collagen receptor activity; ATP binding; collagen binding. Bases 218 to 916 code for a protein of 232 amino acids. Gene Ontology annotation, cellular component: membrane; signaling receptor complex. Gene Ontology annotation, biological process: protein phosphorylation; positive regulation of kinase activity; cell surface receptor protein tyrosine kinase signaling pathway. Lineage: Eukaryota; Metazoa; Chordata; Crocodylia; Alligatoridae. The record is from RefSeq and is a predicted model, not a curated record. The transcript is spliced from 4 exons.
CCCAUACACCCCCUACACAUCGCCACUGAUGAGGGCUGUCCUUAAGCAUUCACUGUCCUACUUGUGUGGGCCUCAUGAGUUCAGUCAGGGUGGAUGCUGGAUGCUCUGUCAUGAGUGCAUGGGAGCAGUUCCCUCAUAAGUGGGGUAGUGGCACUCACAGGCCCUGGCUCCCACCCUCCCCCACCCCAGGAAUGAUUUCCUAAAAGAAGUGAAGAUCAUGUCACGGCUGAAGGACCCCAACAUCGUGAGGCUGCUGGGCGUGUGUGUGCGGGACGACCCCCUCUGCAUGAUCACCGAGUACAUGGAGAAUGGUGACCUCAACCAGUUCCUCAGCGCCCACGAGCUGGAGGCCAAGACAGGGGGCAGUGCCAGCGAUGCCCCCACUAUCAGCUACCCAACGCUGAUCCAUGUGGCAGCCCAGAUUGCCUCAGGCAUGAAGUUUCUGGCCUCCCUCAACUUUGUGCACCGGGACCUGGCCACACGCAACUGCCUGGUGGGUGAGGGCUUCACCAUCAAGAUUGCCGACUUCGGCAUGAGCCGCAACCUCUACUCGGGUGACUACUACCGCAUCCAGGGCCGAGCUGUCCUGCCUAUCCGCUGGAUGGCCUGGGAGUGCAUCCUUAUGGGGAAGUUCACAACAGCCUCAGAUGUCUGGGCCUUUGGGGUGACGCUGUGGGAGGUGCUCAUGCUGUGCCAGGAGCAGCCCUACAGCCAACUCACCGAUGAGCAGGUCAUCGAGAAUGCCGGGCAGUUCUUCAGAGACCAGGGCGAGCAGGUCUACCUGUCACGGCCCCCAGCCUGCCCCCUGGCCCUCUAUGAAGUGAUGCUGAGAUGCUGGGCUCGGGAUGCCAAGGACCGUCCCCUCUUCCAGCAUCUCCACCGCUUCCUGAAUGAAGACGCUCUCAAUAUGGUGUGAGCUGGGCUAUGCCAGAGUGGGGGGAGGGAUUUGGGGUGGCUCUUCUAGGCAUAGGCCUCUUGGUGUCUCUCCGGCCACAGCUACAGGGGUGGAUGGGUGGAUGGAGGGUGGCCAGACCAUGCCCAGCUCUGGGAACUGGACAUAUUGGUGCUGGAGGGGUUAGGGACAUGGGAUCUCCCUGAUGCCCUGGCUCUACCACCCCAUUCCUUGUCCCACUUCUCCUCUGCCUACCUCCUCUGAAUCUCUCUGUCUUCCUUAUACCCAUCCAUUUGUCUGUCUUCCUGACAUACAGUGGUCUAUAUUUCCUAUCUCUUUCCUAAUAGCAUUUUAGAGAAGCUGGACUGGAAGGGACCUCCUGGGGUCAUCUAGUCCAACCCCCAAUACCCAUCUACCUUCCCAUCUUCUCAUAUACAGCUGUCUGUCUGUCUUUAUUUGCCUCAUACCCCUCUAUGUAUCUCUCUUUCUCACACACAGGUUUCCAUCUAUCUGUCUUCCUCACACUUCUCUUUGUCUGUCUUCCUCACAGACAGACAGGUGGACAGCUGUGUAUAUCUUCCUCACACCAAUCUAUGUAUCAGUCUUCCUCCUAUACAACUGUCUGUCUGUCCUAUCUAUCUAUUUCCUCAUCAAAUCAUAGAGAAGUAGAGCUGGAAGGGACCUCCAAAGGCCAUCUAGUCCAACCCCAUCUACCUCUCUGUCUUCCUCAUAUACAGCUGCCUAUCUGUGUCUCUAUCUGCCUCACACCCCUUUAUGUAUCUCUCUUAUAUAGCCAGAUAGACAGAUGUGUAUGAGGAAGACAGGUACGUGGCUAGAUGUGGGGAAGAUAGGCAGACAGCUAUGUAUCUGCCUCACACACUUCUACAUAUUUGUCUUCCUCAUACACAACUAUUUGUCCAUCUGUCUGUUUUCCUCACACUUUCUACUUCCUACAUAUGUCUUCCACUUAGACAGACAGACAGCUUUGUAUCUUCCUCAGACCCAUCUAUGUAUCUGUAUUCCUCAGACACUGUAUGUCUGUCCUAUCUAUAUCUUUUCUCAUAGAAUCAUAGCGAAGUAGGGUGAAGGGACCUUCAGAGGUCAUUUAGUCCCCUCCAACAUCCAUCUACCCGUGCCUUCCUUGUCUUUCUAUUUAGCUUCUACACUCAUUUAUCUUCUACACCCAUCUGUCUGUCUUCCUCAUUUACAGCUGUCUAUCCAUCUUCCUUACUCCCAUCCAUGUCCGUCUCCCUCAUAUACGGCUGUCUCUCUAUCUGUCUGUCUUCCUUAUACUCACAGCUGUAUGUCUGUCUAUAUAUAGUCCCUCAUACUUUGUCUAUCUAUCUACCUCCCUACUGCUUAUACACUCUACGCUAUCUAGCUAUCUAUCUGUCUAUCUUCUGACCAUACACUCCACCACCUCAUGCACACUCGUCCCUCUAUUGCUUUUUGUCUCCAUCUCUCCUCAGUUCUUCCAUUCCCCAUCUGUCUUGUGUCUUGUUCUCCACCCACUUCCCCAUCUCCUAUCAUCCCUCUUUCACCCAUUCCCUUUCUUUUGCCCUUCCCUGCUCAAGGGUGUUUCCUUUCCUUCCUCUACUCCCAGAGAGGCUGACCUCCACCACCCCGCUGCUUCACUCCCCACCCUCAAAGGACUGUGAUGGGUUGGAGGGGUGGGGGUCAGGUCCCUGCCUCAUGUGAUGUUCCCUCAGACUGGGCUAACACUGGGUAUUUGCGGUGCUGUGAGGCAUCGCCAAACACUGGAUAUAUGGGAGACACUACUGACUGCAACGCUGGAGGCUGGGAGCCACGACUCAGCUUCAAUGGCCCCAUGGGGCUGAUCCAGAGACCUCCAACUCACAUGAUACCAGUGCUGGCUCUCAUGGUACUUUGAAGACUCCAGCAGAGAAAUCCGGCCCAUCCCCUUCGUCAUCAAACUCCCUCUUCCCCCAUGAGACAGGGCUAUAGAUCCUGUCUGGUUGCUGUUGGGAAGGAGAGGAGAUUUUUCACUGGUGUACCAAUGCAAACACAUUUUUGGAGUACCGUAUAUACUUGUAUACCACACACUCCUCCCCCCUUUCAAAUGAGACUUUCAAAAUGGGGGUGCAUAUCUUAAGUGGGAAAGUUGAUCCUUCUGCCCAGAAUAGCAGCCGUGGCAUUUCUAUUCAAGCAGUGUUAAGGGAGUUGAUUGACUUGAUAGCUCACUGGAAUCUAUGAAUUGCUCUUCACUCCAUGGGUGUUAACAACUCUCUUUCCUUUUUAAUGGUCUUGAUGUUCCACUAACCCAGAGUGCUGAAGAAUGUGCAAUGUAGCUCCUACGGUCUCUCUUCCCCUAUUUCACAGCCCUGUUUUGAAGCUUUUUGCAACAUUUUAAAUCCGCCCAUGGAGUGCAAUGUUCAGUAACAACUAGAGUUUCAGCUUUUGGUUGAGCUGCUUACAGUUUAGCAUUGAAAGGAUUAAGACCAGACCUUUGGCCUGAACAGAAAAAGGAGGGCAAACGAGCAGAAGUUAAUGCUCUAUCCCUACUGUAUGUGGCCUUAACUCUGGAAAAAAAAAUCUUGUAUUUUUCAUUCUGCCUUCCCAAAAAAGAGGUGUCUAUCUUACUGGGGACAUGUGGUAUGUGAAAAGAUACGGUAUAUCAGGGACACCCCAUAAAGAGCUUUUUUGCUAAUCAGGGGCCUUAACACUGUAAGAUCACCCUUUGCUUUUAAAACUCUCAAGCUGGAGCUUCUUAAAGGAGGCCUAGGGGAAUGCAGCACUCAUUCAAAUAGCUUGAGCUUUUGGUGCUUAAUUCCCUUGGGUUCCCUUGAAAAAAAACCCCACUGUCUUCUCGUUUUGUUUCCAGGGAGUAAAUAUUAGUGGCUGUGACAUAGGUUCAGUGGCUUGGACGUGUCUGUGUUUUGUCUCCUUGUUUAAAGUCCUUCCCUCUUCUCACACAACACAGUCGAAAUUUUUCUCCAUUUUUCCCCCUCCCUUGCUGAUCUCAGUAGCUUUUGUAUUAUUAAUAUUAUUAUUGUUGUUAUUGUUGUUAUUAUUUGGAAAUGGGAUCUGUACAUAUUUGGAGAGUAGAGAUAAAAAGACAAAUUUUUUAAACUAAUAUAUAGAUUUUUGUUGAUUUUUUUUUUCUUUUUUAGCUGUUUCCUUUAACAUGGUGAAUAAAAGCGUUGCAUUUUCUACCCGCGUCUCCUUGAAUUUUCUUGCCUUCUCAAAAUGCGGAAACAGCAUGUAAGGGAAUGUAAGAACAUAAGACUUGCCAUUUACUGGGUCAAGCCAUAGGUCAAUCUUGCCUAGUCUCCUGUCACACCAUGGCAGAAAGUGAAUGCUGAAAGGGAGAUUAAGCUGGGUGUGACCAGGUUUUUUCUUUUGUUCCCCUCUCAUUUGCAGUCUUCAACAUAUAAGGUCUACGAAGUUCGCAUUCAGAGGCCGUGCCCCUCACUCCUGCACUCAGUAGCUACUGAUGCCCCUUUCCUCCAAGAAUGUAUGCACUCCCUUUUUGAAUCUGGCUAAAUUCUCAGCAUCCACCGUGUCUAGUGGCAAUGAGUCCAACCCUUGAAUGCCAUGCUGGAUGACAAAGAACUUCCUUUUGUUCAUUUUAAACUUACUCCUUGCUAGUUUCAUGGUGUAACCCCUUGUUCUUGUAUUGGGGGAGAGAGAGUCAAUAAUAAAUCCGUAUUGACUUUCUCUUCACCAUAUAGUAUUUUGGAAACACUUAUGUCCUCCCUCAAGCAUCUGUUUUCUAAAUUUCUAAAUUUUCUAAAUCUGACCUUUUUUAGUCUCUCCUCAUAUAGAAUCAUAGAAGUGUAGAAAAGUAGGGUUGGAAGGGAUCUCAGCAGGUCAUCUAGUUCAACCCCAUGCUCGGAGCAGGACCAGACCCCAACUAGAUCA